AGUUCUGACUGCGCCGGAACCGGAGAAAAAAAGAGAAGAAUGGAUCCAAGGCUUUUCCAGGCAGUGACAUGGAACCAGGAAAGGUGUUUCAUGAAGUUGGUGGGCGAGAAUGCUGAAAUUUUGAAGCAGAGAUCAAAAGGGACCGGGGACACGGCGCUGCACUUGGCGGUGAGGCACGGCCACGUCAAGUUUGUGAAGGAGAUCCUGAGGGUGUGGCCGGAAGCUGCGGCGGUGGAGAAUCUGAAGCAGGAGACUCCAUUCCACGAAGCUUGUAGGGAGGGAGAAGCCCAAAUCUUAAUGCUGCUUCUGGAGACGAAUCUAUUGGCGAGUUCUCAUCAAAAUGAGAGUCUGUUGUUCGAGGCCUGCACCAUGUGUCACGUGAAAGUUGUCAAAAUCCUUUUGAAUCAGCGCCAGAUCCACCACUCCGACUUGGAAGUUGCAGCUGCUUUUCUUGAGGCUGCCUCUCAAGGAUUCCUAGGCGUGGUUAAAGAAAUAUCAAGAAAGUUCUCAGUGGGUGCAAUGGUGGACGAGGAUGGCUUAUCUGGUCUGCACAGGGCUUGUUUAAACGGCCAUUUGGACGUAGUAAGGUUUCUGUUGAAUCGUGGUGAUGGAAUGCCUCGCAAAUACACAAACUCUGGGUAUACGCCCUUGCACUUGGUUGCCAUCAACGGACACACCCACAUUCUUCAACUAUUUGAGCAGCAUAGUCGUUUCUUGUUUGGGGAUCGUACGCAACAUGGAGACCCAAUUCUUCAUCUCACCAUUCAGUAUAACCACUUCAAUACUUUUUUCCACUGCGCUCAACUCUUCAAUGAAGAUGAAUCAUUCAUCCAUUCUGUUGACCGCCAUGGGAAUACUGUUUUACAUGUUGCAGUACAGUGUGCACAAGUAAAGUUUGUAAAAUACUUGAUCAAUAAAAUGAGAAUGCCGAUAAAUUGUCGGAACACGGAAGGGCUGACACCCCUUGACAUGCUCUUUGCUGCUAGUAGGUGUCCUUUUAGUUUCCCAAUUCUUGAAGACAUGUUAAAGAACGCUGGCGGAAAGAGAGAAAUAGAAUUGAUGGAUUCGACUAUUCCAAAUAGCGAAAAGGGGGAAUUGAUUGAGGAAUGGGUUCAUUCUUUGGAUUCAAAUUUGUUCGAGGAGGAUGGUUUGCAGAAGAUUGACAAUGAAAAUUUGGGGAGCAAUAAUGUUAUCCAUGCUAACGACAAACAAGCUGAUCAAGAAGAGAACAAAAAUUGGUCUAUGGUUCCGUACAACUUGGAGAGGCAAAAGCAUCUUAGCCAAAAGCGGCGGGAAGUGCUAAUCAGCAAAAUGGAUACCUACCGUUCUCGAAGGGAAAAGCAACACGAUAUGCAUAAGGAGGCACUGCAAAAUGCAAGAAACACAGUUACUUUAGUUGCAGCUUUAAUUGCUACAAUUACGUUUUCUGCAAGCAUAAACCCCCCUGGUGGGGUUCACCAAGAUGGACCACUGAUUGGAAAAGCAAUAUUUGCCAAAACAAAAGGUUACAAGAUAUUUAUCACAAGCAACAGCAUCGCAAUGGGUACAUCUCUAUGUAUUAUGAUUCUUUUAGUGAGCAUAAUCCCUUUCAAAAAAAGACUACUGUUGCGGCUUCUUAAGAUUACUCAUAAACUGUUGUGGGUGUCUCUAGCGUUCAUGGCGACAACUUUCACGUCAGCCACGUGGCUCACUUUACCUCAAGAUUAUAGGACACAUUGGCUUCCCAAUGUGAUACUAGCAAUGGUGGGUGGGAUUAUGGGAACACUAUUCAUUUAUUUGGGAGUAGAGUUGGUAAAGCAUUGAAUGAGGAAGCUCAAGUGGAGAAGGGAGAGAGUUAGGAAGCGAAUUGUUCCGGUCGGCAGUAAUUCUGACUAUCAAUCCACAUAUGAUCUAUCGUCUAUUAAAGCUAAGUUAGACACAGAACGACGUGAUCUAAGUAGGCUCUAUUCAUUUUCUACUAAUUCCGAUGUUGCCAGCUCCAGAGGUCAAGGUGGUCACGUAUAUUAAAAACAUGUACUUUGUGAGUGAUUUAUGAA
This is a messenger RNA of Momordica charantia (bitter melon), 2036 nucleotides long. The record is from RefSeq and is a predicted model, not a curated record. NCBI's taxonomy places the organism in Eukaryota, Viridiplantae, Streptophyta, Magnoliopsida, Cucurbitales, Cucurbitaceae.